Messenger RNA from Musca domestica (house fly), 919 nucleotides. RefSeq lists its product as uncharacterized. The record is from RefSeq and is a predicted model, not a curated record. Lineage: Eukaryota; Metazoa; Arthropoda; Insecta; Diptera; Muscidae. The transcript has 2 exons. Bases 81 to 785 code for a protein of 234 amino acids.
ACUGGUACUAUUUCAGACAGUUGCCUACCGAUAUUUGAAUAGUUGAAACGAUCAAUUUGGAAAAAAACAAAUACGAAAUUAUGGCUUUCACUAAGAGUUCCUUUGUUUUCAUCACCGUCUGUGUGGCUUUGGCCAUGGCCAAUACCCAGGUUCUUAACAAAUUGCCAGCCAACUUGAACUUCUUGGAUUUUAUGUCAAGUUCCACUGACAGCAUGCAAGCCAAUCCUGAUCAAUCGAUGGCUUGUUUCAGCUACUAUAUUCCCAUUAUCAACGAAAUUGCCCAGACCUAUGCUGCUGAGCUGUCCAAUUGCACCAAUGUUGCCACAGCUGCUGAACUGAAUGCCGAAGCCGCUACCCUUGCUGUCCGCACCAGCUAUGCCAGUGCUGUAAAUGCUUCUUGUGCUGCUUUGACUUUGUGUCCCAAGGCCUCUACUGUUGAGGAUGUCUUCCAGUGUUACAUCACCCAGGGCGUUGAUCAAUCUAAAGAAUUCUACACUAUCUCCACCAAUGCCACCAUGCAAUUGACCGACCUCGUUGAAAUGAUCAAUAACAUCAAGAGCCAACAAGAUAUCUGCAAUACCCAGGCUGAAGUUAAAUACGAACAAGAUUCCGCUGUUGCUUAUGGCAAUUUGAACAGCUGUAUCUUGGGUAAUUCCGCUGUGCCAACUACUGCUGCCCCAACAACCACCACCACCGCCUCAUCGUCCAGUGCAGCCCCCGUCUCAUCAUCCUCCUCGGCCCCAACUACUGCCGCUCCCGUCGAUGAACCAACUACCGUUGCUUAAUUUGAUAAUCCGUGGAAAAGUCGUAUUACUUUGAGAGAAGCCAGAAUUUCGGACAUGAAUGAUAUGAAAACAUAUGGAUAAUUAUAUAAUAGAAAUAAUUUUACGAAAUAAACAAUUUCAAGUGCAUUGCAAUA